AUGUCCUCUCGACCGAACCCUCUACGCCCAGGUCUUGACCAUGCGCCAGCACACCCGAGCAGUCUGCGGCAGACGUACACGGCUUCGUCCAGCGGCGGUUCUGCCGACGACGAGGAGGGGUCCGACUCGCCCCGCAGCCCGCCGCCGUCAGCCUCGGCACACCACCCUGGAGCCGGACCAAGUUCACAACGGAGGCCGACAGAGACUACAUCCUUGCUAGGUACACCGUUGGAUUUCAGGGAAUCUGCGCACGAAGGACCCUGCAACCACGGCACAUUCUCCCCGCGGCCCCUGAGCCCUGCGAGUGAAGACAUCCUGGCCGACUCGCUCAGUCUUUCCGAGUCCGAGCCCGAGUCGCCCGGGCUGCACACCAUCGACGGUGUGCUGUCGGCGGGUUCCCACAAGAAGCGCAAGAGCUGGCCGAAGCAAUGGGCGUCCAAGAUGAGGAGCAAGAAGAUGAGCACUUCGAGUGCACUGGCGGAGCGGCAUGGUGUUGAGGACUCACCUCUAAUGUGGGCUCCCCUUUACUUUACUUACCCCUAUGGUGCUGUUGGCGUCGUCAGUGCUAACUUUGCUGCCAGGUACCUUUCGUACUACCUCCCCGUCAUGGUCUGGGCGCGCGAGUACAGCUGGUCCUACUUCAAGGGUGACUUUGUAGCCGCGCUCACCGUGGCCGGCAUAUACGUUCCCAUGGCCCUAUCGCUGGCCGAUAAUCUGGCCCACGUACCGCCCAUAAACGGCCUGUACUCGUUCGUUUUGAACCCGCUCGUGUACGCGCUGCUUGGCAGCUGUCCUGCCAUGAUCGUCGGCCCGGAAGCGGCUGGUUCGCUCCUCGUCGGCACCGUAAUUAAGACAACGGUCGAUCGAGGCGGCGGCGACGCCGACGCCGAGCUGCACGCAAGGCUGUGUGGAAUUGUCGCCGGACUCUCAGGCGCCAUGGUCUUCAUUGCCGGGGUCGCGCGGCUGGGCUUCCUGGAUAGCGUGCUUUCCCGCCCGUUUCUCCGCGGCUUCAUCAGCGCUAUUGGCGUCGUGAUCGCCGUUGACCAGCUCAUCCCGGAGCUUGGGUUGAACAGACUGGCCGACCAUGCCCAUGUCAACCACAGUAGCAGCGUGGACAAGCUGGCUUUCAUCUUCAAGAACUUAGACCAGGUGCAUACGCUGACUUUGACCGUCGCCGGCACGAGCUUUGCCGUUAUUAUGGUCUGUCGAGAGCUCAAGCGCCGCAUGCAGCCGCGGUAUCCUGGCGUCGCCUACGUGCCGGACCGCUUCAUCGUCGUUGUCAUAUCGGCCUUUCUGGCGUACUGGUUCGAGUGGGACAAGGCCGGCGUCGCGGUGCUCGGCAAGGUCGGGGCGGCAAGCGGCCGCUUGUUCAAAUUCCGCUGGCCGCUGCAACCGUCCAACAUGAAGUACAUCCGCGAAGCCAUGGGCACGUCGUUCCUGAUUGCCCUGCUCGGCUUCUUCGAGUCCUCGGUUGCCGCCAAGAGCCUCGGCGGUCAGGGGUUCGCCGGCAUACAGCUGAGCCCCAACCGAGAGCUGGUGGCCCUCGGAACGGCCAACCUCAUCGGCGCUUGCUUCUCGGCCUUGCCCGCUUUCGGCGGCUACGGCAGAAGCAAGGUCAACAGGUCGACGGGCGGCCGCACGCCCGUGAGCUCUCUCAUACUCAGCGCGCUGACACUGGUCUGCGUCCUCUUCCUGCUGCCUUACUUCUAUUACCUUCCGAAACCCGUUCUGUCGUCUCUCAUCAGCGUCGUGGCGUGGUCGUUGAUCGAAGAAUGCCCGCACGACAUUUCCUUCUUCCUUAAGAUUGGCGCUUGGCAAGAGCUAGGUCUCAUGAUGGCUAUUCUGCUCGCGACCAUCUUUUUCUCGCUCGAGCUCGGCAUGGCUAUCGGCGUGGGUCUGUCCCUAUUGCAGGUCAUCCGCCAUGCCACGCGGCCGCGCAUCCAAAUCCUCGGGCGCAUUCCCGGCACCAACCGGUUCGAGAACGCAGAGGCCAACCCAGACCGCCUCGAGUUCAUCGAGGGAUGCCUGAUUGUCAAGAUCCCCGAGCCGCUGACGUUUGCCAACACGGGCGAGCUCAAGACCCGAUUGCGCCGGCUGGAACUCUACGGCACGAGCCAGGCGCAUCCAGCGUUGCCGCGGCUGAGGAGAGAAGACUCUAACCGCAACAUCAUCUUUGACAUACACGGCGUGACCUCGCUCGACGGCAGCGGGACGCAGGUGCUCGGGGAAAUCGUCGAGGACUACCGGCAGCGAGGCGUGCGUAUCUUCUUUAGCCGCGGGCCAGGCCGUGAUUCGCAGGUUGGGCGGAUGCUCCGCCGCAGCGGCAUCGUCGAGCUUGCGGGCGGAGAGCACCAUUUUGUUGAUGACGUGCACGAGGCGCUGAAGCUCACGGAGGACGAGGAGGAGGGCGGGACUGGCGGUCAUAGUAGUAUACAGUCCUAG
Messenger RNA from Canariomyces notabilis, 2442 nucleotides. RefSeq lists its product as uncharacterized. Lineage: Eukaryota; Fungi; Ascomycota; Sordariomycetes; Sordariales; Chaetomiaceae. The coding region runs from base 1 to 2442 and encodes 813 amino acids. Gene Ontology annotation, biological process: transmembrane transport. Gene Ontology annotation, molecular function: sulfate transmembrane transporter activity. Gene Ontology annotation, cellular component: plasma membrane. The transcript has 2 exons. The record is from RefSeq and is a predicted model, not a curated record.